Molecule: messenger RNA, 778 nt
Organism: Theobroma umbraticum
Lineage: Eukaryota; Viridiplantae; Streptophyta; Magnoliopsida; Malvales; Malvaceae
Source: RefSeq, a predicted model, not a curated record
UUAAUUUCUCUCUGGUUUUGAAACUUUCUUACUCUCAACAGCCUAACACCUCAUUUCUCUGUCUCUCCUGCCCAGACCCAGCCUCCCUUGCUUGAUCUGAUCCCCAGCUCAACUUUGCCUCGAUCCCUUUGAUGUGUAGCAGCUUUGAGUUUCAUCGAAAGACAUCAACUUGUUUUUCUUUUCUUAUUCUCCAUUUGUGAGGGAUGAAUAGCACAGAGGAUUCCAACGACUCUCCACAAAUGGGUAAAUUUGCGUAUGCAAUAGGAUUCUCCACGGCUAUCAUUGCCCUUCUUUUUAUGAUAGCCCUGUCAGCCUACUUCUGCAACCGCGCCAACCAAUCCACCAACCCUUCAUCACCGCAUGGAACCACCUCCACUGACCAGGACUCGGUGGCCAGGGAACAAGGCCUUGACGAGGAGACCCUGAGUAGCUACCCCGAGCUCCUUUAUUCACAAGCAAAGCUCCAUAAGCCUGACUCGGUAUCAUCGACUUCGAGUUGUUCGAUAUGUUUAGGUGAGUAUAAGGAUACAGAUAUGCUACGUUUGUUACCUGCUUGCGGCCAUGUUUUUCAUCUAAAGUGUGUUGAUUCCUGGCUGAGGCUGCAUCCUACUUGCCCUAUUUGUCGAAACUCUCCUGCGCCAACUCCGCUUGCUACUCCUCUGGCAGAAGUGACGCCCUUGGCAAUAUGCUAAGGGUGUGAUCCAAGGUUUCCCGUUAGCAAUUAGCAUGCAUUAGAUUUUGUACAGAUUGAAACAACCUUUUUUCUUUGGUAUCUAAA